AUGAACAAUCAACAACAGCAACAUCAACAGAUGUUGCACCAGCAACAACAACAACAGAUGAUGAUGCAACAACAGAGACAACAGCAACAACAGAUGAUGAUGCAACAGCAACAGUAUCAACAACAUCCACAACAGCAACAACAUCCACAACAACAUCCUCAACAACAACAACAAGGUAGACAACAACAACAACAACAAUUGACACCACAUCAAGUUGCAAAGCUACAAGUUAUGAGUCCUCAACAACAGCAACAAUACUUUUAUCAACAACAACAACAGAUGAUAUUACAACAACAACAGCAACAACAACAACAGAUGAUGCAAAUGAUGAAUCCACAACAGCUCAUACAGUUGCAGAUGAUGAGUCCUCAACAGCAACAAUACUAUCUCAAUCAGAUGGCAAUGCAGAUGCAACAACAACAGCAACAGCAACAACCUAGCAUGUUUGACAACUUUAUACCUCAGCGACAGCAACAACAACAACAGCCGCAGCAGCAACAACAAGAUCCAAAGCAAAGCCAUCAGAACCAAUUCCUUCAGCUCUUCCCAGAGCUGGCACCAAAGGCCAAUGCAUCAGCGGGAGCUCAAACUCAAGGAGGAAUGCUUAUGCCAGCGCAAUCAAAUGUACCAAUCGUUCCUGGCAAGCCAAACUAUGACAUCAUCAGAGAGAUGCAAGAGUCGGAGAUUGUUGAACAAAAGCAACCAACUCCGACAGGCGAAUCGUCUUCUGGAAGUGUGGACAAGCAAGCACUCUCACCUUCACAACAGUCACAACAACCACAGGGACCUCUGCUUAAUGAGUAUGGACAUGUGAUACUUCCUCAACAACAGCAACAACAGCAACAACAGCAACAACAGCAACAACAGCAACAACAGCAACAGCAGCAUCCACAGCAGUUUGGUAUGCCAGGUGCACCCUUCCCACCUCAGGCACAUCCCCAGCAACAACAGUUUGGUAUGAUCCCAGGCCAACAACAUCCACAUCCACAGCAGCAACAACCAAUGAUGGGCGGAGGAGCUGGUAGUCAUGGUCGCGGAGGUGGUAGUCAGGGCCAGGGAGUGAUGAACAGUCAUAUGAGUGAUGGUAUGACGUUCAACUCAAUGUUGCAACAUCAACCGCAACCAAUGCAUCAACAUCAAAUGUACAACAGUAGUGCCAUUGCAUCAACAAUCCCUCAAACAACACCGGCUGAUGAGUUUGGAGAUUUCGGUGACUUUGAAUCGUCAUCCAACGAUCCAUCACAUAGCCAAGCCUUCCCGCAGCCAACCCUCACUAUCCCCAUUCCAUUGACCAAUCUUACGACUACAUUGCCCGCUCCAUCUCCCUCUGCCUCUGUCGUAAAGUCACCGCAACCAGUCGUGCUUCCUGAAAGUCAACAACAACAUCAUUCAGUGUCCUCACCAGCCAUACAGGCACCCGCUGGUGUUUCUGCCGCACAACCCGUCACAUCACCUACGACCGUCACGACACCACCAACGCCACAACAAGAUGAAGGCGAUGUAAAGUUUGAUUUGGAGAAGAUGAUGCAAGAGUCUCUAAGGUUGGCAGGUGUGAAGAGGCCAGAUUCGGCAACGAUCAAGCAGCCGGCGACGACGCCAGGCUCAUCAGUGUGGUCAAACGCAGACAGUUAUAAGAGGAUUUUUGAGAAUGUUGACAAGGAGGUGGACUUCUUCUCAUUGCCAACGGUUGAGACUACAACUGUUGCAGUGGUUCCCACAACACCAACCAAUCUCACAUCAAGUCUGCUCAGCAAUGACAACAUUAUGAACAUGGGAACAUCAGCUGGCAAUAACAAGACAGCAGCACCAGCGGCGAUAGCAACACCCAAGGCAAAUGUACCACCAUCAAUUCCAAUCAUGAUGCCAACAACAUCAAGCCAUAAUGAUGAGUUUGGUGACUUUGGCGACUUCAAUGGAGCUCAAGGAAAUGACUCGUUUGACACACCUCCACCAUCAAGCCAAGGCAUUGGUGGAUUUGGCGCUGCCCCUCUCGCCCUCAACAAGUCGACAACAUCUCCUCAAUCCUCAACAUUUGCAAUGCCAGCAUCAACAUCAUUUACACCAACAACACUACCAACAACACAAACAACAACAUCAUCAUUUACACCCGUUCCAAUCACAAUGCCAUCAAUGGUUACACCAUCCCCUGUUGUACCACCAAUUGCAACAUCAACAACACCCAAACCAUCGAUUGCUCCACCUGGAAUAUCACCAAAGCUAUCCCGAAACACACCAAUCGUUAUACCUUUGCCAAAGGUGACUGCAACUCCGACACCAGUGGUCAAGCCACCACCAAUUGUCAAUCCAGCGCCAGUCGCAGCCACUACAACACCAGCUGCCGGCACAAAGCCUAAGCAGUCCAACUUCUUUGACGAUGACUUCAUUUUCUCAACGCCAACCCUGCCAACUACUACACCAUCGUCGACCUCAAUUUCUGACAUUCUGGCUCCAACCUCAUCAUUGGCAUCAUCGUCCUCCUCAGUGACAAAACCCUCACAGCCUACCCCAUUGAACCUUUCAUCGGGACACUUCCUGCCCAGCAGCAAAUCCUCGAAUGAAGAGUUUGAAGAGUUCUCAAGCUUCACAAGCAGCACCACCUCUGAUCCAAUCUCAACAACAGCAACAAAGGCGUCAUCAAGCUCUUCCUCAUUCAUGGACUUUGGCGGAUUCACAUCUCAAUCACCAGCUGCCCCUGUCGCAACGAACUCUGCGUCCAAUAUCCCAUCAUUCUCCAAUGACAUCCUUAUACCUACAUCGGCAUCAGCCUCAGCAACUACUCCCGCUGCAGUAUUGACGCCCGUUGCCUCAAGUGCAAAGCCUACACCGUCUGGACCAACACCCAAUCAAACAUUGCUCAAUGACAUAUUACAAUCACUGAUCAAUCAAGAGCGUUUGGAGGAGGCAGUCGAUUGCCAGAGUAAGAUUGCUUUAUACUCUGACAUCAGCAAGGAACUGGACCAGGAUAUACAAAACAAGAUUGUGUUGUGGACAGACAAUGCACCUUCGUCACACAUCACCAUCGUCCAAAUGAAGCAAUCAUUGAGAGUGAAGAAUGUACCAAGCGAGAAGAUUGAGACCUUCUUCUCUCAGUUUGAUCACCAGCCCCUGUCACUCAUGGCCAAGACCGAUCUUCAUGUUGCCCUCGAGUUACAACAGAAGGCCAUUAAAUUUGUACAGAAUAACACAAAGACAGAGAGCGAUAAGAAGGCAAAGAGCAGUGCCGACAUUGCUCAAUCAGAGAAUAAGAUAAGCAGCGAGAUUGGCUAUAUCUCGUUGCAACAUUGUCUUGAGACAAUACAAAAGGCGGCUGAAUUGCUUCCAUCUGUACAGAAUAAUCAGGACGCCACACUACACAAACAAGUGAUACAGAGCCAGAAGUACAAGGACUAUCUCGCCUCACUGUCCAGUAUCUACGCCAUUGCCUACAGUAUUGAACAACAUCUCAAUCCAAAGAGUCCAUCUGCCACCUUCUCCAAGAUCACGAACAACUGGUCAUCGAUACUGCCGUUCUACAAGGAGGUCAACAUUGAACACUUCACGGCCAAGGCCUAUGACGCUGAAUCACUCUCCAACUCGUCCAACAAGUACCACUGCCACAUCUGUGGAAGCAGACUGGAAAACAGCGAUCGCCAUACACACAACGGUGUCCACUUCCACAUGGCCUGCGCCAACUUUUGGGUCAACGUCGUGGAUAUCAACCUUCCCGCGCAGCAGUAG
Molecule: messenger RNA, 3717 nt
Organism: Acytostelium subglobosum LB1
Lineage: Eukaryota; Evosea; Eumycetozoa; Acytosteliales; Acytosteliaceae
Exons: 3
Coding region: 1-3717 (1238 amino acids)
Cellular component (GO): clathrin coat of trans-Golgi network vesicle
Source: RefSeq, a predicted model, not a curated record